ACACCCACUAACCAACGACGAGGAGCCACGUAGCAGCAAGCACAUCAUGGCAAGCUCAGAGGGCCUUUCAGUGGAGCAGGCCCUCUCGCAGCCAGUUGAGGAGAUGCUGCCUGGCGAGACUCCGGGAGCCUCGUCAUCACCAGUCAAUGGCCAUGCGGCCGCAACUACUCCAACAUCACAGGAGGACGCGAGCAACGAAGCAGAAGCAAGCACAUUGAGCAGAGAAUCAUUGAUGGACGAGCUCACCAGGGCAAGGGAAGAGCGGGAUGGCUUUGAAAGUCAGUACAAGGGGUUGUUGGGCAAGCUCACUCAGAUGAGGAGCACGCUGGGCGACCGCUUGCGGCAGGAUGCUGAAGAGCUGGACCGUCGAGAAUCGCAGAUCGACACCCUUCAGACACAGAUUGAUUCCCUCACUUCGGCCGUAUCCACUCUCAAGACAGAGCUCGUCUCAUCUCACAGCGACAAUGAGCGCGUGACCCGCGAGCUGGACAGCUUGCGCACCUCUUCGGCCGCAGCACUCGAAGCGGCAACAAGGCAGGCCGCCGAUGAAGCAGCAGCCGCGGCUGCAGCAGCGCGUACGAGCUCAGAGUCCGACCAGGGGGCGAGGGAAGCUCAGCUGCACUCGCUGACGCAGAGUGUUGAAGCGCUCAAGGCUCAGCUGGGGACGUGGCAGACUUCCUACCACGAUGAGAAGUCACGCAGAGAGGAGUCCGAGGCCAAUCUUGAGCGGCUACAGAUGGACCAUCAAUCCCUUUCCUCUUCUCUCGCCCAGACUCAAGCCUCGCUGCAGCGCGAGCAAUCCACAUCCCGCAACUUGCAGCUCGUCCUCGAGGACUUGCAAGCAGAUCAAGAAGCAGAACUGCAGCGCAGCCUCGGAGAUUAUCAAAGGAAAUAUGAAGCGACGGCUAUGGAGUUGGAGGAGCUGAAGGUCAAGGCAAAGAGUUGGGAGAAGCGAUGUAAUGAGGGGAGGGACAGCACUGAGAAGGCCGGAGUGUUGGAGAAAGAGGUGCGGGAAAAGAAUCUGUUGAUUGGAAAAUUGCGACACGAGGCCGUCAUCCUCAAUGAGCAUCUGACAGAAGCCCUUCGUAGGCUGAACCGCGAGUCGACAGACACCAAUGUAGACCGACGUCUUGUCACGAACGUCCUGCUCCAGUUUCUCACCACUCCAAGGCAAGACGCCAAACGCUUCGAGAUGCUCAAUCUCCUUUCGACAAUUUUGCAGUGGACGGACGAAGAGAAGGAGACCGCUGGCGUCGUUCGAGCAGGACAAGCAUCUGGGUCUGGGUCUUCAUCUGUGGAUGGAGCAGGCAGGAGCCGAUUCGGCCUCAGGGGGAGCGCGAGAAUCGCAUCCGGCUCAGCCGGACCGUCAUCUAGCGCGGCAGUGGGGCAAGAGGAAUCCUUCUCCAACCUCUUCGUCGAGUUCUUGCUUUCUGAAGCCGAUAAAGCCAAGCAACAGCAACAGCAAGGUCAGCAGUCCGUUCCGCAGUCACCUUCAGCGAGGAGAGCUAGCGGUAGCGGCCCGACGUCGCCGCCGUCAAGAGAAGGCGCAGCGCCGCACACCGCCCCGCCGACCAAGACGUCAUUUGACUCUGGAUCCUUUGGCUCCUCGAGACGGAAGGAGAGUAUCAGUAGCGCGGCUGGAGUGGGAAGGAGCCCAACGAAGGAGUUCAAGCGGAUGAAUCUCGGGCCGGGGAGUAUAAGGGAAGAAGGGACGAAUGGGGAGAAGGGGAGAUGAUGGGACGGUGUGUCCCUACAUGAGCUUCAAGAGUGAAGCCCAAUUGUCAAUGUACUAGUAUCCAACAUCAGCCAACCUUUCCUCGCUCGGCAACACGCAGCCUCGGCCUGUUCCC
This is a messenger RNA of Jaminaea rosea, 1850 nucleotides long. RefSeq lists its product as hypothetical. The record is from RefSeq and is a predicted model, not a curated record. Gene Ontology annotation, molecular function: small GTPase binding. The coding region runs from base 233 to 1735 and encodes 500 amino acids. NCBI's taxonomy places the organism in Eukaryota, Fungi, Basidiomycota, Exobasidiomycetes, Microstromatales. Gene Ontology annotation, biological process: endoplasmic reticulum to Golgi vesicle-mediated transport; Golgi organization. The transcript has 3 exons. Gene Ontology annotation, cellular component: Golgi apparatus.